Caenorhabditis remanei is the source of this 789-nucleotide messenger RNA. RefSeq lists its product as uncharacterized. The record is from RefSeq and is a predicted model, not a curated record. The coding region runs from base 1 to 789 and encodes 262 amino acids. The transcript is spliced from 4 exons. Lineage: Eukaryota; Metazoa; Nematoda; Chromadorea; Rhabditida; Rhabditidae.
AUGAAAAACGGGCUGCGUGCAGAUGUGUUCCGACUAUUCCUCCUUAUGCAACUAUGGAAUGAUUUUCAUGUUCUUUUGGAUUUCUUGGUUGUUCGUAUCCCCCUGACAUCAAUCUUCACCGCGUACUGCUCCCUGUCAAAACCGGAACUCUCUCUGAAAAUCCUGUCGUUGGUGUUCACGGGAUGCGUUUACACGUCUCAUUUGUUGACUUUGGCGUUUUGUGUCCAACGAGUUUUGCUGUUGUAUUCUAUUGAAUAUCAGAAAGAUAUCAUCUCCAAAAUCUUCGACAUCAUCUGCCCACUUCUCAUAAUCAUCGGCCAUUCACUCGGAAUCCCCCACUUCCUUGCAACAAGUUCGUGUUUUCAAAUGGGGGAACCAUUUCCAUUUGGUAGUAUUGUGAUUACUGCGAGCAGGAGGGAUAUGCCAACCUACGCAAUAAUCUAUGUGGUAUGCACCAAUGCUAUGAUCAUCCUCAUCCUAAUCACCACAAUUCUGAUGUUUGCAAAAUUACAGCAAAAACGGAAAAUGAGCUCGGAUCUCCACCAAAAGUACAAUUCGAAAGCUGAAAAAACGUUGACAGCCACCAUGAUUCUGAUUCUUCUUCCAGUCGUCAUGCCAGCUGUUUUAUCGAUUGUCGAUAUAUUUUCAUAUGACUUGUAUCCAUAUCUCUUCCUUUUGAGAUGUGUUUGUCUGGACGCCCGUGCUCAUUUCGUGUCUUGUUACUUUUAUUUUACUCAUCCGAUUUUUAAGAAAUCUGUGGCAGGGAAAUGUGACAGUAACAAUAAAUGA